GUGAGGUAAGGCUUCCGGUUAAGUUUUCAGAUCUCUUCAAAUAAAUUCGCGUUUGUUUCCAAAAGGCUAAAAGCGUAUACGUUGUCUUUCGUGUUUACACUUCACGUUGCAGGGGAGAUUUAGACUUGUAGGCGAACUCAUCUCGACAGGAGAUAUCGGGUCAAGAUAGAAUUUACUCUGUACAUCCAUCUUGGAGAAGAAACCGUGCAUUGGUAACAAAAAAUAAAAAAAAGGUGGGACCCCAAGAGGCUGGGCCUGCCCUCGGCUUGCAUACUUCAGACCCCCAUUGGUUGUCGUGUUUCUGCAGGUAAUCGAGGGCUUCUUCAAGGCUUAUCUGCUCCAUGGGGCUCCCUGGAUGCGUCUUCUCCAGAAAGUAAUUGAUCACCGUUGUCGCUCACAUAGAAGAAAGACAACUACGGGCAGCGGUGGGAUAACCAAGAGGCGCUCAAGAUGAAUAAUGAGUGGGUGGCAGCCAUCCUCGAGGAGUGCAAGCUGGCCUUGUCCCUCGGACCUUCAGAGCCGUCCAGGGAAAGCCGUCAGGAAUAUGAGGACUGUCAAGCUUCACUCCCCGCUGAUCUGAGGACCCUGCUUGAAGAAGCCAAGGAAAUGAAGUGGCCCUUUGUGCCAGAGAGGUGGCAGUACAAACAGGCGGUGGGCCCCGAAGACAAAACAAACCUGAAAGACACCAUCGGAGGUCGGCUGCAGGAGCUUCUGGUUUAUUUGAAAGCCUCAAUCAGAGUUGCCGACUUUGCUUCAGCGGCUGCCAUUGUGUUCCUGAUUGACCGUUUUCUCUACUGGGUCGAUGGCUCCCGAAAGCUCCUGCAGAUUGCUAAGGCUCUUCACAGACUCUCGCCUGCAACUCCAAUUGCGCCACAGGUGGUCAUUCGCCAGGCCCGGGUUUCAGUGAAUUCAGGUAAACUCCAAAAAGCCGAGUACAUUUUGAGCAGUCUGAUCAAUAACAGUGGUGCCACAGGGCGCUGGGUGUACCACCUAGAGAGUGACAAGGUGCUGGUGCAGGCCGUCAGCGUGCAGAUUCGAGGCCAGAUUCUGCAGAAGCUUGGUCUCUGGUAUGAGGCUGCUGAGCUCACUAGCGCCUCGCUUAUCGGAUUCAAUGCACUCCCAAUACCCGACAAAAAGGGCAUCGGUUCAUCGCUGGGGAUUCUGGCCUACAUAUUGGUGUCGAUGAAUGACGACGAAUUCCAGAGGUUUAGGAAGAACUGCGCCAUAAAUUUGGGCUUCAAAGGCUGUGACCAUCGACUCCUGUCCGCUGCAGGGGCAGCUAGACGUUCGGCAGCGUUCAGCCAGUACACCCCCUUGUUUGUCCUGAGCAGUACACUUGUCUGUGGGUCGUGUUUGCUGUCUUUCAGUCUGUCAUCUGCUUGUCCUCCAGAAAACAAACUGACGUAUUUGAACGAAGCCAAGGAGGCUUUCACAGUUGGACUUCUGACCAGAAGGAGUGAAGAAAUUGUCACAAGCAAGCAUGAGCUGCACUGUUUUAUUAAGGCCAUUUUCUGCCUCACGGUCACUAACAAAUGGCUGGGUGAGGCCCAGACGGUAGUGGAAGAGGCCGAGAACAUGUGCAAGGAGGCCAUGCGAAAGUUUUAUGUGUACAUUAAAGCAGAGAGCAAGGAGAAAGAGAAUCUGGCCCAGGAGAUCUUGGUACUUGUCAGCCGUGUGAAGUCUCUUUUGCAAGUGACGGAUUUUCCUAAUUCCGACAUCAACUCUUUUGUCCCAGAUAGCUACAAGAGCUCAUUGGAAGAACCGGUGGUUUUAUCCCAAAUCGGCUUUGACGAAAUCAUUGAAAGUUACUCCCAGUACCACACCACCAUUUCUGAAGCUUUUGAAAUAUCCUGCAGGGAGUCUAAAGAGCAAAGGCAGACAGUCGGCGAAGCUUGUAUCACAGCAAUGAAAACGGAUACCAAAGACGUCGACACUGAGUGGUUCACCGAAAGCCGCCACUCCUUGUCCAGUCAGGAAAGCGGAGACGGUCUCAGUCGAGCUGAAAAGAGACGUCGGGAAUUUGCUAGAAAAGCUGGGCCGAUGCAUUCAAGCGAAAACGACGACGGAAAAACGUCCCUCAGCGACAGUCGGUCCUCGGGGUCUUCGUGGUUCCGGCUUUCUGAGUCAGAUGUAUCCAGCGGCUGGGAGGAAAUCACUGAUUGUCCGGUAGAACCAGAAAGAAAUCAAGCAGCAGAUUUUGACACGCAGUGUUCAACCUACUAUGACGAAAUGAGUGAAGGCAACCUCAAUUCUCAAGAAAUGCGGCAGCUUUCCUUGCAGAAAACUAAAAUGGAUCUUUCACCUCUCCCUCCUUCGGCAAAAGGGCCAUCUAUUUCAUCUGAAUGUGGUGACUCACUAACCAUAGUUUCGGUGCAUAAGGAGGAAAAGGGGGGACCGUCAGAUACGCAUAACUUUAAGGACAGUGUUGAACACUCUCUUAGUCAAACCAGAAAGCAAAACGAGUCCGCAAAUAAGGAAGAAACCGGGAGUCCAUCGAAAAUCCAGAACAUGGAGGAGACUCGUGAACCCCCCUAUGACCAAACUAAAAACCCAAACGAGUCCCAGUCUUUUAAAGGUCUCCACUUGCCAACACAUGAGCUCUUUGACACGAUUGACACCCAAGCAGAAACCAUUGAUGAUGCUGAUGACUUCUUAAUGGCUGCAGGGCGAAAUUCCUCAAGGAUCCCCGGUGUUAAUCAAGUUGAAGAUGAGCUUGGACGAGGCAGCAAACUGAAGGAGUCUGAGGGAAGUCCUCCUGACACUUCUCUUCAGAACGUCGCACGUCACGGUGAGAAAGAAGACGGUGCCGGUGAGUUGAGACCACCAGUCCCAGCAGACAGCGACAACUUCUGUGAUCAGGAAACGGAAGAGGGCGACGAAAAAGACGACUAUCUCUCGCAGAUCCUCAACUCCAGUCACAGUUCAAUUUCUUCUCUCAAGUCCUCGUUUGGAGCUUCAUUCUCCUCUGGCAGUUUUUCGGAAGUGGACAGCCCUUCCUUCCUUAAUUCCAGCGCCGAUUCAUUUGUCUUUGUCCAAGGGCAGAAAGAAAUGGAAAUUUUAGAGAAGCGGACCCUAAAGCCAGAAGAUUACAAACAGCUGCUGUCGGGGGUGAGCCAUACGUGGCUUCUGGAAAGAUUUCAAGACACGGGUGUGUUUAAGCCAAAGAGGCUCAGAGAAGUGUACAAUGCUCUGCUUUUAAAAUGUUCUAAAACGUCCGCGAGCCCCGGAGUGUGGACAGCCCAAGAAACUCAGGUGUACAUUGGGGCCCCUCUCGGACGCAAAGGCAAACAGAGAUCGGCGUUUUGGGUUCAGUUUUUACAUCAGGAAGAAAUGUUAGGCAGGUAUAUUGGUAAAGAAUACCAGUCAUCCAGGGAACUUUAUUACCACCUGAACGACGUGGAGAGACAAAUGACGGCCCAGUACUACGUGAGAGAAUUCAACAAGAGGCUGUAUGAGAAGCAGAUCCCCACUCAGAUCUACUUUGUUCCAGCAGAGGUUCUUCUGAUCGUGGAGGAUAACGUAAUAAAGGGCUGCGUGAGCGUGGAGCCGUACAUUCUUGGAGAGUUCGUGAAGCUCACAAACAACAGGAAAGCCGUGGUGAGAGAAUAUAAAGCGACCGAGUACGGACUGGCGUUUGGCCACUUCACCUACGAAUUCUCCAGGCACCAGGAGGUGGUGGUGGACCUGCAAGGCUGGAUCACCGGAAAUGGCAAAGGCCUGCUAUACCUGACGGAUCCACAGAUUCAUUCGAUUUGUUGGCCAAAGCCGUCGUCGUCUGGGAGGCAUGGUAUCGACUGUUUCCUCAAAUACCAACAUGGACCAGAAUGCAACGAAAUCUGUAAAAUGCUUUCUUUGAAACAAGUCCGGUAGUGCCAUAUGGCCCGAUGGUGGUGAGGACAUUCUCCGUUACAGAAAUGCUUGUGUCGUCUUAUCGUUUGUUUCUUACUGUACUUUUCAGGCACUGCCAACACGGCUGGGCCUUAACUCUGGUGGUGGUCCUCUCAGGGUUUUUUUAACAUUUUUUUUUACUGUAUUUGUAUUAAAACUUAAGUUUUGUAUGGAGCAGGAACUCGGCUUUUAGAGGGCACCUUGCCUUAAAAUGACAUCCAGCAUCCCGAGUUCAGAUCCUGCAGCUGGUCGUCGUCCAUUCGAGGUUUGCGUGUUCUCCAUGUGUCUGAGUGUUCUUACCUCUCAAGUCCCCAAAGACGUGUGUGAGGUGAUGCCAAGGCUGCACAGCAUGUCCACACUAAGACAGUCUCCAUCCAUACUGGCAUUUUCACAUCGUGCCCCCACUAAACACACAUCAUGUAGUUGUUGGCCUACACUUGGCAUGCCAAGUGCCCCCCUUAAAAGGGGAGGGCUACGCCACCAGCCACAGGAUUUAUCAUAAAACUGUAGUGACUGGUAAAUUAUUUUGCCUUUUGGACGUGUACACAGCGGUCAAACUGUACAAAACACGAUUUACGGUGGAUGGACUCAGGCAGACAACGCAACAAGCAGCACAGAAAGCCUCCGCCAUGUUGGAACAGAAGCCACUCAGUCCAUUUGUCACUCGUGUGUUUAGCUAAGUGGCCCCUCAUAUCUCACCCAGAUCCUUCUGGAAGGUUUCUACUUCAGCUCCACAUCUUGGAGUCCCACAACUGUCUGCGUGAAGGAGAGCUUCCUGGCUUUGGUCCCAAGUGCUCUUCCCCUUAACUUCCGCUGAUGUCCUCACCCUUACGCUGAGUACAUGAAGGGGAGGACCAAUCAGGGAAGAGCCAAGUAAUCCUCACAAAUCGAGCAGAGCGCGAUUAGAGUUGGCGUUUUCAAAGCCAUAUGUCUCCUACCGAUCUGCGCUGCGAUGCCAAGUCGGCGUUUUCAGACAUAUGUGUAUGCGUCGCUUAACAUCCAUCGUAUGUUCUGUGAAAUAGGACGUUGUGCAUACGCCAUAUUAUAUACAGUUCUUUAGAUAAUGUGACAGAUAGGGGGCACCACUGAGCCCCAAACCCCUGGAAACAGCUGGCACAGAGCCAGUCACAGGUUCAAAACAGAGGGGUUUAUUACACAGCAGGUUUCUUCCCGGCCACUGAAGCACAUGUAUGCACGAUUGUCGUCUUCCUUUCCUUUCCUCGUUCCAUCUCUUCUCUCUUUCUCUCUGUCCACCUCCCUCCAGUGAGUGUUGUCUUCCUUCCUCCCAGCAUCCUUUUAUGUUUUGACCCGGAAGUACUUCCAUAGCCCUUAGGGAAGCACUUCUGGGUCAGGUGGAAUUCCUGAAAAGUAGGGAUCGUGAAUCCCUCUAGUGCCCACUGGCAGCUCCCAUGGGACACAGCAGGGCUGACUCUCUGCACUACAACUCCCAUCAUGCCCCACAUGGUGACUGUGUUCCUGGGAUGCUGCCAUCUAGUGGAUGGGGAUGAAAAUAUACAAAUUUUAGGAGCUUUCCCCAUCUGCUCCCUUAUCUUGUCCUCCCAUCCGGGUAAGGAUCCCACACACAUCCUUUGCCAGAAUGCCAGAUAAUCCUGCUUGGCACUUACAAUGGAUUGAUAGAACUUUAUUUGACCACAAGGGGAAAUCUGGAGCUCUUUAUUACUUAACACAGCAAUAUGGGGUCCUGCAGUGUUCCCGUUUUGACCACAUGCAGACAUAACGCCACAGCACUCCAGAGCCACGCGAUACGUGAUACGAGUCGAAGCAGGCACUGUUAUAGCGUACACUUCUUAUGUGUAAGUAGGGAAAGUUCACCUUAACACAAUAACGAUAGAAAGUACAGAGACAUGAGAGGCACGUGUUGUGUGCAGGAAGCUGGCGUGUUCACCACUUCCGACUGCGCUCAUUAUGUCCCAUUCUAAGAUCGGGAUUUCUGAACUACGGGACCACAGGGGUGGAUGCGAUCAGACUUUGUCCGAAUGCGCCACAGGGCUGUAUACGGUGCCAGAGAGCAUUUUCAAAAGUCGUUUUUGGGGGUUAAAAAUGCAGAGGUUGAAUGGACGAAAGGCUAAAAUGGUGACGAAUGUCUGCGUGUUUAAAUGACCACGUGGCAGUGCGGACACGGCCUAGAUGAACGCGUGUGUCAGGUGAUGGCUCUGAUGCCGCUGGGAUAGGCCCCACCCACCCCUGAACUGGAUCAAGCCAGUUAGAGAAUGUUAAGAGUUUGCUUUUUAGGUUCAGGUCCAUUUACCAGAACUCUCUUGUUGACCGCCACGUGUCUCUCAGCUGAAGUGGAUGUCGUUUUUGCUGGUAACGUAAUCGUGUUCUGUGUGUCGUCAUAAUGUCAUAAUAACCCCCGUCCCAAAGAUAUCACGUCCUAGUGAGCUGAACGACUUCCGGCCUGUCGCUCUGACGUCACAUGUGAUGAAGACCAUGGAGCGGCUGCUGCUUCAGCACCUGAGGCCACAGGUUCAACACGCCCUCGAUCCUCUGCAGUUCACAUACCAGGAGAAGGUGGGAGCGGAGGAUGCCAUCAUCUACAUGCUACACCAAUCCCUCUCUCACUUGGACAGAGGCAGUGGUGCUGUAAGAAUUAUAUUACUGGACUUCUCUAGCACCUUCAACACCAUCCAACCUCUGCUCCUUAGGGACAAGCUGACAGAGAUGGGAGUAGAUUCAUACCUGGUGGCAUGGAUCGUGGACUAUCUUACAGACAGACCUCAGUAUGUGCGUCUUGGGAACUGCAGAUCUGACAUUGUGGUCAGCAGCACAGGAGCGCCACAAGGGACUGUACUUUCUCUGGUCCUGUUCAGCCAUCAGACUUCCAAUACAACUCAGAGUCCUGCCACAUGCAAAAGUUCGCUGAUGACACUGCAAUGGUGGGCUGCAUCAGGAGUGGGCAGGAGGAGGAGUAUAGGAACCUCAUCAAGGACUUUGUUAAAUGGUGCGACUCAAACCACCUACACCUGAACACCAGCAAAACCAAGGAGCUGGUGGUGGAUUUUAGGAGGCCCAGGCCCCUCAUGGACCCCGUGAUCAUCAGAGGUGACUGUGUGCAGAUGGUGCAGACCUAUAAAUAUCUGGGAGUGCAGCUGGAUGAUAAAUUAGACUGGACUGCCAAUACUGAUGAUCUGUGUAAGAAAGGACAGAGCCGACUAUACUUCAUUAGAAGACUGGCAUCAUUCAACAUCUGCAAUAAGAUGCUGCAGAUGUUCUAUCAGAUGGUUGUGGCGAGCGCCCUCUUCUACAAAGUGGUGUGCUGGGGAGGCAGCAUAAAGAAGAAAGACGCCUCACGCCUGGACAAACUGGUGAGGAAGGCAGGCUCUAUUUUUGGAAUGGAGCUGGACAGUUUGACAUCUGUGGCAGAGCGACGGGCGCUGAGCAGACUCCUGUCAAUGAUGGAGAAUCCACUGCAUCCACUGAACAGGAUCAUCUCCAGACAGAGGAGCAGCUUCAGCGACAGACUGAGGAGAUCGGUCCCCCAUCACACUAUGUGACUCUUCAAUUCCACCCGGGGGGUAAACGUUAACAUUAUUCAAAGUUAUUGUCUGUUAUACCUGCAUUGUUAUCACUCUUUAAUUUAAUAUUGUUUAUUAUCAGUAUGCUACUGCUGGAGUAUGUGAAUUAAUAAAGUAUCUAUCUAUCUAUCUAUCUAUCUAUCUAUCUAGCUAUCUAUCUAUCUAUCUAUCUAUCUAUCUAUCUAUUAUAUAGUGCCUUUCUAUCUAUCUAUCUAUCUAUCUAUCUAUCUAUCUAUCUAUCUAUCUAUCUAUCUAUUAUAUAGUGCCUUUAACCUAUCUAUCUAUCUAUCUAUCUAUCUAUCUAUCUAUCUAUCUAUCUAUCUAUCUAUCUAUCUAUCUAUCUAUCUAUCUAAUGAGUUUCUGUUGUCUACCUAUGGACUGUAAUAAUCCAGAACUAUGAGGCGCCACACCAGAGUGAUUUAUUUAUUAAAAUGAAGGCAUGAGGUGUCUUGCAAUGGGAGUCCAUUAAAGCUCAGCACACGCUGCCCACUUGUCUUUACGUGGAGCUCCGCUCUCCGCUCCAUUUACUUCCUUUAGUUUGCCAGUCGGUGGACUCUGGGAUUCAUCCCAUGCUGAAUUGACGUUGCUGUUUUUUUGUCUCUCUGUAUUUUCAACUGCUUUGUGAAACUAAGUGUGACUGAGGGUGGCAUUGUGGCACAGCUUUGUGGAUGCGGCCUCCUGGCUUGGGGUGGCACCUGCAUGUUCUCUCUGUGUCCGCAUGUUUUUCUCUUACCGAUAAGACCUGAGGCGAUUGGUUAUUCUAAAUCCCCUCCGGUGUCAGGAUUGGCUGCGGCCCCGUAACUGGAUUAAUCUGGUUGUGAGAAUGUUGAACUGGCUGAGUAUUAGAGUUAUGGGGUAUACUGGCACUGGAAAAGUAGCGAAAAACGGUCCUGGCAUUUUGGGGUUUUGGGUACCUUCAGUAAAACGUGAGCUUUCCUUUCAAUCCUAACGCGCCGUUCACCUCAAACCAAACCGAAUCCCGAACACUCACAACUGCACUCCUUGACGUGAUCGCAACUUCACCAUGAAGACCAGGACUCUGGACAGACAAGGCCAAGGUAGAAUUAGCUGGUCAUGGUAUCAGAAGACACAGUUUGGCCAAAAGGACUUGAUACCAGCUGUUAAGCAUGGCGGCGGUGGCAGUGAACAUGUCAGGGUUUGGGGUCAGUCGCUCUGCUGCAUCAGGGCCUGGGCAGCUCAUCAUCACUGAAUCCAUCAGGAAUUCCUCAGGUUACCCUCUGAUACAAUGAAGACGGUGUGAGACGCUCUGAGGCCCAACUGAAUAUGAGCCUUGGCAAAGGUGGUCAUAAUCCUAAACAUACCAGGAGAGCCACCAAGGAAUGGCUGGAAAGGAAAGAGAUGGAAGGUUCUGGAAUGGCCAAGUCAAAGAUCUGAAUCUGUGCACCCUCGGGUGUAGAAAAAGAAGAAAAACCUUCUGGCGUCAGAGGCCAUUAGACGGGCAUGAGAAACGGCCACUUGAGGGGGCAACCCCAGGCAUCGGAGAUGAGGGGCAGAAGUGGCACAUCAUUGUAUGUUUUAUUGAAUGAAUUGUUCAAUUUCAUUGUUCUUUCUUUCCUUCAAUUGCAUCACCUGUAUGUACAGACGCAGUUUAUAUGAAGAGCACAAUCAAACAUUGUUUUUCCCACGACUCCUCACUCUUGCAGCUGCUGGUCUCCGCCAUGACAGGCCUCCUUAAUGGGCCGCUUGUUUAAGGGUCUGCCCGAGCACAACAUGGAUAUGCGGCGUAAACGGAACCUGCGGUGAGCCUUCCUACCUGUCAUGGCUGCUCGCUCCUAUAUUUAUAUUAAAACAAAAAAGGGCCGAUUGGCUGAGCGGGCGACGGCCUUUCAGAACUGCGCUCUUUUUGACAGCGAGGGGCCUCCUUUUCUCGUCAACGUUGUGUAUAAACGUUCUGAUAAAUAAGCUUGACUGUCAGAUGUAUGAAGUAUUUUUUGAACACAAUGCUUAUUUGAACAAAGCGUUCGCUGACUUUCAUAGCCGGGGAAAAAAAAAAGCCCCCUCACUCUCCCCCAGGCCCGUCAAAACUGGCAAAAAUCGUCAUGCGGAAUUUCUUUUUUGGAAUUAACGGAUUUAAUGGUCCCAGGGAUUUUCGUUUCUUUGUGCCCCCCGGCUUGGCGAGUGCGAUUAUUCUGAUUAUGAAUUGUUCAGGAGAUCCCGAUCGUAUACUUUUAACAAUACGGCCGCCCUGAAGCAGAAGCGCUCACACAGGCCCGAGUGCUCGGCGGGCUGCGCAGGACUCUAUGGCGCCGCUGUGCCUUGCAGCUGCAUGGAAAGAGACGUAUUCAGGGAUCGAUGACUAGUGUGAAUAAUCCAUUCCACCGUGAUGGCUUGCGGAGAUUUGACUGUUCCAUUUCUGCCAGGUGAACUGAAAUGAACCAUCAGUUUGAGCCUCAAUCCCAUUGCACACCCUGUCGAUCAUCCCAGUGUACGUGGACAAUCGGCACAAUUUGCACCCCACUGGAGCGCGCACGUGACACGACCGCCGUUUUCACUUUCAGAUUUAAGCGGCGCAAGAGAAAAUCCUCCCCGCUAUUGUCGCUAACAUGGUUUCAUGGGCAGCUCUGAUGGGAAUAAUACGCCUGUCUGCUGUUAUGUCUUUGUAUUCAAGUCAGACGUGACCGCUUCCAUUUGUCCGCUCCAGAACAUUACAUAAUAUUGGCUGUAAGCUCUUAAUGCCAUCAUCUACACAGCGGCCACUUCCAGCGCUGACUGCUGCAUUGGAUCAGCAGGUUUUACUUUAGUUACAAAAAAAAAAUUUAAAUAAAUAAAAAUCUAUUUUUAUAAGUGCUGGUGCAUUCAGUCAAGGACCGGGAAUCAAAGAUGGCAAAGUUAAAACUGGCAGCGUUUUAAAACAAAAGUGAAGUACGGGUGAGUGAGAAACGGCUAAACUCUGGGUAAGCGGCGCCAGGCUUUACACAACACUAACACAAGUGCCAACGUCAUGAACAAAGGUACAGCACCCGCACAGAUAGUGGGCACAAAUGGGCUCGAGGCUGGCAUACACGUUUGCACACAUUAUCUGCCCGACACAUGCGGGUGGUAUGGUUUGUUAUAAGCCUUGCUGGCCUGCCUUGGCACUGAAGAAGGAAACGCCUGUUCAAGCGGGCAUCCAUCUCCUGACCAGUCAUUACACCCUGACUCCAAGACUUUAGGCACAUGGGCGCUGCCCCGUUAGACUACUUAGACCUGAACUUCUCUCAUUCAUAUUUUUGGAUUUGCACCUUGGCAGUUACAUUUGUUUUGUUAUAUUCACUUAAAAGUAUUUAUUUACCAUAUUUUGAUUGUAAUAGCUCACUUUUUUUUUUUGUUCUUUAUUUCGCCUUAUGCAAUUUCUUGUAUUAGGAAUUUGUUAGCUGCGGUGGGCUGGCGCCCUGCCCGGGGUUUGUUUCCUGCCUUGCGCCCUGUGUUGGCUGGGAUUGGCUCCAGCAGACCCCCUGUAGAUAGGAUAUAGCGGGUUGGAUAAUGGAUGGUUGGAUGGAAUUUGUUAGUUUGCGUCAACACUUUGGUGUCAGAGUGCAGGGUCAGCCAUUGUACGGUGCCCCUGGUUAAGGGCCUCACUCAAGGGCCCAGCAGAGUAGGACCCCCCUUUGGCAGGAACGGGGAUUUGAACCAGCAAGCGUCCGGACACCGGCGCAGACCCUUAGCCUCUGAGCCACCUCUGAAAUAAUAACCUGCUCCUGAAAUGGUAAAUCUCGUACAUUACUGCAAUAGAAAUCUGCCUCUUUUAUGAGUGGCCUUCCCCAUUUGUAUCUCUAGAACACACACACACCUCAAACGGCGAUGCUGUAUGUGUGGGGACGGACACCGUCGGGGGGCUUUGUCCAUAACGUAUAAUUGUUACUGAAUGUGUAAUUAAUGCUCUGACAGCAAAUGAUGUGUUGUCGCUCAGGAAGUCACUCGUCUACUGUAUGUGGUAUACUAAACAUGUACAAGGUGUGUGCAGAUGUGUACAACAGCAGCGUAUCUACCACGAAUGUCACAUUGGGAAUGUUACCCACCUUCAUAAAAGGAUACGUCUCUGUGUGUCCGUCCAGUUGCUGUGUCUCUGUCAUUUGAACAGAUGGCACAUCACAGAUACUCAAAGUAAUAAAAUGCAUUUUAUUUGUCAUUCCAACAGAUGGCACAUCACAAACCUUAACACUGUUUUCACAAAUCCCAUUCCAAAAGGCAUAUAACAGAGACCUAUGCAUUGCAUUUGCCAUUUCAACAUAUAACCAUAUCUAAGACCGGUUCAGAUCUAAAUAUCCCACACAGACUUCAGUGUUAACAUGUGCAGUGCACCCUUCUACAAUAUUGGAAAGUAUUUUGCAAAUCAAGUAUUAAUAAAAUGCAUUGCAUCUGGCAUUCCAACAGAUGCUGCGCCCCAAACAUUUGUAGUAAUAAAGUGCAUUACUACAAAUGUAUGUGAUGUGCCAUCUGUUGGAAUGAUAAACAUAAUGCAUAUGUCUCUGUUAUAUUCUGUUAGGUAUUGAAUAGAAGCAUUCAGCUGCAGAGCCCCAGCACCACACGUUACCGCAGUUCUACACCAGCAGUUUCAUGGUGGACACUAAGGUUACGGGUUGGUGUCUUUAUCAUGUAGUAUAGACGUGUGGUGAUGUAGUUCCCACCAUGAAGCAACUGGUGUAGAAUAUCAGUGACAUGUGGUGCUGGGGCUCUACAGGUGAAUAUUAUUGGCUAUGGGAUUUGUAAGAGCAGUGCUAAUGUUUGUGACGCACUGUCUAUGACAAUGACAAAUGCAAUGCAUGGGUCUCUAUUAUACACCAUUUGAUAUGGGAUUCGUAAGUGUUGAUGUUUUUUAUUGGUGCGCCAUCUGUUGGAAUGACAAAUUCAGUGCACUUUAUUACAACAAGUGUUUUGGAUGGAUGGAUGUUUGAUAUGCACCAUCUGUUGGUAUGACAAAUUCAAUGCACUUUAUUACAAGUGUUUGUUAUGCGCCAUCAGUUGGAAUGACAAAUUCAGUGCACUUUAUUACAAGUGUUUGUUAUGCACCAUCUGUUGGAAUGACAAAUUCAAUGCACUUUAUUACAACAAGUGUUUGUUAUGCGCCAUCUGUUGGAAUGACAAAUUCAGUGCACUUUAUUACAACAAGUGUUUGUUAUGCGCCAUCUGUUGGAAUGACAACUUCAGUGCACUUUAUUACAAGUGUUUGUUAUGCGCCAUCUGUUGGAAUGACAAAUUCAAUGCACUUUAUUACAACAAGUGUUUGUUAUGCGCCAUCUGUUGGAAUGACAAAUUCAGUGCACUUUAUUACAACAAGUGUUUGUUAUGCGCCAUCUGUUGGAAUGACAACUUCAGUGCACUUUAUUACAAGUGUUUGUUAUGCGCCAUCUGUUGGAAUGACAAAUUCAGUGCACUUUAUUACAACAAGUGUUUGUUAUGCGCCAUCUGUUGGAAUGACAACUUCAGUGCACUUUAUUACAAGUGUUUGUUAUGCGCCAUCUGUUGGAAUGACAAAUUCAGUGCACUUUAUUACAACAAGUGUUUGUUAUGUGCCAUCUGUUGGAAUGACAAAUUCAGUGCACUUUAUUACAACAAGCGUUUGUAAUGCGCCAUCUGUUGGAAUGAAAAAUUCAGUGCACUUUAUUACAAGUGUUUGUUAUGCGCCAUCAGUUGGAAUGACAAAUUAAGUGCACUUUAUUACAAGUGUUCGUUAUGCGCCAUCAUUUGGAAUUACAAAUUAAGUGCACUUUAUUACAAAAUGUGUUUGUUAUGCGCCAUAUGUUGGAAUUUCAAAUUCAGUGCACUUUAUUACAACAAGUGUUUGUUUUGCGCCAUCUGUUAGAAUGAGAAAUUCAAUGCACUUUAUUACAAGUGUUUCUUAUGCGCCAUCUGUUGGAAUGAGAGAUUCAGUGCACUUUAUUACAACAAGUGUUUGUUAUGCACCAUCUGUUGGGGUGACAAAGACAUAGAAGGAUACACAGACACAUAUCCUUUUAUUACAGUGGAUCAAUUGAUUGAUUGAUAUUAUUUUUCCUUCAUCUUUGUUUGUUUCUUUAUGUUUUUGCUGCUGUAUGUGUCUACAUUUUCUCUUGGGACUGAUACAAUGUAUCUAAUCUAAUCUGAUGUUGACUAGCACAAGCGAGUAAGAAUGUGACUGUGCCCUCUCUACAUCUGACAAUAAAGACCCUAUUAUAUAGCACCUUUCCCUCUGUCCAUUAUGGAGGGUGUUUCACGUUUCUCUAACACUAAUCUCCGUGCUGAAGAGUGGUGACGUUUUGCAGGCCAGUUACCAUAUUGUGCUCGGCACAUGUGACAACGGUGACCCUCUAUUAAUACACAAGUAUAAAUGUGGACGGACAUAGCAGCACGUGCAGAGAGGCUCAUCGAUGAGUAACGUGUCUGUUUUUCCUUUUGUAGCCACGUCUUUCUUCUUCAGUCCUUUUGUGUUUUUUCAUUUCUUUUCUGCCCGGUGUGACCCUCAUUGUGCACACCUUUCUGCCGAUUUGCCUAAAUUGAAGUCAACGGUUUAAACCCCAGGCUGCAGCUGGCAAGGAUCACAGGGUGAGUGGGCUGCGAGACGCAGAAGUCGAGUGAAACUUUGAUCAGAACAGAGCUUUGUCUCGUGGCCACCUGAUCCAGCACGGCUGUCAAACAGACAAUUCCGCCGAGGUCUCGAUGACAAUGGCAGCCUGAGUUUUCUUUUUUCUUUUUUUUUUUUGUUGUCUUUUUAGAGCAGCAUUUUGUUUUCCCUGACACACGCGUUGCGCCGAGUUCCGUUGCAGAUUGUGUUUUGUUGUCCAAUCUCUGUGAAGUGAGAGGGCAGUAAAGGCGCCGUCAGCGAGGCCGCGGGCCCACUGUGCUCUCCUGCCGCCACUUCUGUCAGCUGGCCCCGUUUUCCCAUGAACCCCUCUUGGUGGCUGCUCCUUGUCGGUGACCUCGCUGGGGAGUUCGGCGCUCCUCAUAUUCGUCAUCGCCCUGUCACUCGCACUUGUGAUCGUUUCCUAUCCUCACGCACCUCUUGUUUGAAGUCAAUUGCCAGCCUUAAAGCUUUGAUUUCACGCAGAAUGGCAGAAGCUGUGGUGCCGAUUGUCUCGCGGAUCUCCGCGCCUUUCGCUCGCACUUCUCACUCACUUUGUUUUGUUGGUUUUUUUCCUUUCAUUGCUUCCACUCAACUGGAAAUUCACCUUCCUUUUGUUCCAUUAGUUAAGGAAUAUUUUACAUUUUUUCCCUCAUUUUUUACUAUUAGUUAUUACACCAUUUUCCUUAUUAGUUGCAUGUUAUUAUAAGACUAGUCAUUUAGCCCGUUACAAUAACGGGCGCUAGAACAGUAGUGCAUAAACAUUAGUAGGAACAGUCUGUAUUAAAUGGCAAGGGACUUUGACCUCAUUCUUUUUGUUGGUCGUAUUUUUCUUUCUUUCAGCCUUUCUUUUGUUGAUGUUUACUUGCUGAGCUGACCGUUCUUCGUGGGCUGCCGCCGUGUAUUGUGUGUCUUUCAUUUUCUGUGACACUAAUACUGUCUUGUACGACUCUAUUCAAUAAGGGCGCGUAGAUAAUUUAGUUGAAAUGGCUCUGGAAUAUGUGAAGAGCAACAAAGGUGCAGAUCUUUAUUCGCUGCGCCCUUUUGAGGCUCGCCUUUUUGUGCGCGCCCUUAUUGAAGGAUACCGUCUUGUACGUCCCUAAUAUACCUUUAAUUUUCUCUGGUGGUAAUACAGGCGCGCGCGUCGGUAAUAUGCCUUUAAUCUCCUCUGACAGUAAUACUGGCUUGUAUGUGGCUGUAAUAUGCGUCACUGUAUUGUGUACCUUUAAUUUCCUCUCGCAGUAAUACUGGUUUGUAUUUCCGUAAAACGCCUCUAACUUUCUCUGACAGUAAUAUCGCGCAUAGCACCGUGACCCGCGCAUGCGCACUUCACCAGAAGACACCCACACACGGACACCUGGACGCACAUAGGGAUUUUAUAUAUACAGUGGUGUGAAAAACUAUUUGCCCCCUUCCUGAUUUCUUAUUCUUUUGCAUGUUUGUCACACAAAAUGUUUCUGAUCAUCAAACACAUUUAACCAUUAGUCAAAUAUAACACAAGUAAACACAAAAUGCAGUUUUUAAAUGGUGGUUUUUAUUAUUUAGGGAGAAAAAAAAUCCAAACCUACAUGGCCCUGUGUGAAAAAGUAAUUGCCCCCUUGUUAAAAAAAUAACCUAACUGUGGUGUAUCACACCCGAGUUCAAUUUCCGUAGC
Molecule: messenger RNA, 15616 nt
Organism: Erpetoichthys calabaricus (reedfish)
Lineage: Eukaryota; Metazoa; Chordata; Cladistia; Polypteriformes; Polypteridae
Gene: alpk1
Product: alpha-kinase 1
Exons: 16
Coding region: 451-3870 (1139 amino acids)
Biological process (GO): protein phosphorylation
Molecular function (GO): ATP binding; protein serine/threonine kinase activity
Source: RefSeq, a predicted model, not a curated record